This is a messenger RNA of Lactuca virosa, 1917 nucleotides long. The record is from the annotation of a GenBank genome assembly. NCBI's taxonomy places the organism in Eukaryota, Viridiplantae, Streptophyta, Magnoliopsida, Asterales, Asteraceae.
AUGUCAACUGUAGAGGUGAGAUCAAAUCGUAUGGAGCUUCUUGCCAUGAUUUGGUUCUACUGCUGUGUUGUACUGAAAACUAGUAGUGCAACAGACACCAUGUUUCCAAAUCAGCCUCUCAAGGAUGGUGACACCCUUGUUUCAGAAGCUGAAAUAUUUGAACUGGCAUUCUUUGGCCUCGGGAAUUCAACUUCUCGGUACCUAGGGAUACGGUAUAAGCAUGUGCCAGACAGUAACAUCGUAUGGGUUGCUAAUAGAGAGGUUCCACUUGUUGACCGCACGGGUGUACUCAAAAUCAAUGACCAUGGAACUUUACAGCUUCUCAAUAUUAGCAAUACCUCAAUUUGGUUAUCCCAAUCCUCCAAAACAACAAGUAAGAAUCCAGUUGCACAGCUAUUGGAUUCUGGAAAUCUAGUCAUCAGAGAUGAUAUCAGUGGUGACAUGAUUUGGCAAAGCUUUGAUCAUCCUGGAGACACUUGGCUACCAGGAAUGAAAAUCGGUGUGGACCGUGUAAUGGGCACAAAAAGGAGGCUGACAUCAUGGAAGACUUCUGAUGACCCUUCAUCAGGUUCUUAUUCAAGGGUUGGAUAUUGGAAUGGGCUGGGGUUUACUGGGUUGCAUGGUUUGGAACGCAACAUCUUCUAUGCGUUUGACUUUGUUUCGACUGAUGAGGAGAAUUACUACAACUUCACACUGUUAGACAGUUCAUAUCUUACGAGGGUAAGAUUGGAUCAACAAGGCAACAUUUUGCAGUUUGUUUGGGACAAGACAGAUGAAAAAUGGAGGGUAUAUAUGGAGCUUUUCGUGGAUGCUUGUGACAGGUACGCUAUAUGUGGUUCUUAUGGAAGCUGUAACAUCAAUAAUGUGCCAGCAUGUGUGUGUUUACAAGGAUUUGAACCAAAGCUGCCAAUGGAAUGGUCCUUAGCAGACUGGUCGAAUGGGUGUAAGCGUAGAAUAUCUGCGACUGAUGAAAAUGGGGAAAACUUCAGGAAAUUUACAAACCUGAAAUUGCCCGACUCAAGUGGUCAGGUGAGCUGUUUGACAUCAGAGACGCUCCGGAAGGAGAUGUUUCAGGGCAAGUAUCUACAUAAAAAUGUCCAACACCAACAACUUAAUUCCAAGAAGAAGAAGUCGAACACGAAUCUUAAAGUGACCAUGUCAAUAGUAUUUGCAGUGGUUCUGCUUGGCUUUGCUCUCAUAAUAUAUGUAUAUGCUUGGAGAAGGAAGAAGAAAUCACAUGUUAGGGCAAACAAGAACAAGAAGCAAGAUUCUGAUCUACCUUUGUUCAGCUUGAGUAAGAUAAUUAAGGCCACCAGUAACUUUUCAAUCCACAAUAAGCUAGGACAAGGAGGUUUCGGUGCAGUUUACAAGGGCGUGCUUGAUGAAGGAGGAGAAAUAGCUGUGAAGCGGCUUUCAAAGACAUCAAAGCAGGGACUUGAUGAAUUCCAGAAUGAAGUUAUACAAAUAUUCUGCAGGGGUUACAUCUCUCCAAAGUAUGCAGCAAAUGGGCUUUUCUCAGUGAAAUCAGAUGUAUUUAGCUUUGGUGUUUUCGUGUUGGAGAUUGUGAGUGGGAAGAAAAACAGAGGAUUCUCUCAUCAAGAUCACCAUGAUAACCUUCUCGGGCAUGAAGACAAGCCUCUGGAGCUGGUUGACACAGCCUUAGGGGACUCGUGGAUUGUUUCUGAAGUAUUGCAAUCAAUACAUGUUGGUUUAUCAUGUGUGCAACAACAUGCAGAUGAUAGGCCAAUUAUGUCCUCUGUGAUUCAUAUGCCGAGUGGUGAGGGUGCACUACCUCCACCACAACCACCUGGCUUUUUCACACAAGUGCCUAAGCCUGAAGUUAAGUCUAGCUUAAUCAUGCCAGAAGUGUUGGUUUCAAUCAAUGAAGUCACAAUUACACAAUUUGAUGCUCGAUAA